AUGGCCCAAACCACGGAAGAAAUGCAAAACAAAGGCGAGACCUCCGUAGCUGGGCCAUCUAUGGAUGCUAUCUCUAUGAUAACACUACUGGCUGACAUCCUGCGCUUGCCUGAAGAAUGUCUAGCCAUGUCGUUUGUGUUCUUGAACAGGUAUCAAAAAUUCCAACGUCAACAGAAGAGCUCACUUGGGCUCGAUAACCAUAUGCUGGCGCUGGCUUGCCUGUCUGUAGCAUCCAAGGCGAAGGACGCGCCGCGCAGAGUGAGGGAAUUCCUCCGGCCAGCAUGGCGAUUGAUGCACCAAGCGCCAGAUUCAGCCGCCCUGGAAUGCCCAUCGCCCGCUUACGACUCACUCCGGUCUACUCUUGUCCGAAAUGAGCUGAUCCUUUUGCGAAUCCUCAAGUUUGAGUUGCGCGUGUCGACGCCAUUUGACUUUCUGCCCGGCUAUCUCACCGAGGCAAUGCGGGACUUUGGUGUCAACGACGGCGGUGCCGACGCGCUAGUCUAUUUUGAUGACCGGAGCAAAGAGGACAAGGAGGCAGAUCGAAUUGCCGAUCUUAUGGAGACUGGCAUAGCGAAAGACUGCAGAGCAAAAGCUCUCGGCGCAUGUAAAGACUACCAGCUCGCCAACUUCUUCCCCGCCAAGGCAGUCACCGCUGCGUGCAUCUACAUUGUCCUCAGGGAUCGGGGGCUGCUUCCUGGAAUCGACAUGAAGCGCUGGCUGAGAGAUAAAGUCAGCCGGAGCAUAGAGCUGGAGGAUUUUGAAGACGCUGUCUCCAGCAUGGAUAAACGGUGA
Messenger RNA from Diplodia corticola, 792 nucleotides. RefSeq names its product cyclin-l2 isoform 1. The coding region runs from base 1 to 792 and encodes 263 amino acids. NCBI's taxonomy places the organism in Eukaryota, Fungi, Ascomycota, Dothideomycetes, Botryosphaeriales, Botryosphaeriaceae. The record is from RefSeq and is a predicted model, not a curated record. The transcript has 4 exons. Gene Ontology annotation, molecular function: cyclin-dependent protein serine/threonine kinase regulator activity. Gene Ontology annotation, biological process: regulation of transcription by RNA polymerase II. Gene Ontology annotation, cellular component: nucleus.